Arachis duranensis is the source of this 783-nucleotide messenger RNA. RefSeq lists its product as uncharacterized. The record is from RefSeq and is a predicted model, not a curated record. The transcript has a single exon. The coding region runs from base 1 to 783 and encodes 260 amino acids. NCBI's taxonomy places the organism in Eukaryota, Viridiplantae, Streptophyta, Magnoliopsida, Fabales, Fabaceae.
AUGGAGGAACCAUCUCAAAGACAGAAGCAGGUGGUGAAGGCUUUCACAACUCUUUUGCCAUAUCCUCAAAGGUUCAACAAGGAGAUCAAAGAUCAACACUUCCCCAAAUUUCUUGAAGUCUUCAAGAAGUUGGAGAUUAAUAUCCCACUGGCUGAAGCAUUAGAGCAGAUGCCUCUAUAUGCAAAGUUCUUAAAAGAGCUCAUUAACAAAAAGAGAAGCUGGCAUGAUAAGGAAACAGUCAUGCUCACUGAAGAAUGUAGUGCAGUAAUUCAAAGGGGUAUUCCACCAAAGCUUAAAGAUCUAAGAAGUUUUGUAGUAUCAUGCACCAUAGGCAAAAUGACAUUAGAGAAAGCUCUCUGUGAUCUAGGUACUAUUAUCAACUUGAUGCCCCUCUCAAUGAUGAGAAACCUUGCCAUAGAAGAAAUUAAACUUACCAGGAUGUCAUUGGUGAUGGCCGAUAGAUCAAUCAAGACACCUAAUGGAGUUGUGGAAAAUCUAUUAGUGAAGGUUGGAGAGUUUAUCUUCCCUACAAACUUUGUGAUCCUGGACACAGAAGAGAAAGAAAAUAACUCAAUUAUCCUGGGAAGACCAUUUCUAGCUACAGCAAGAGCUAUUAUAGAUGUAGAAAAGGGAGAAAUGAUAUUCAGGGUGCACAAUGAGCAAAUGGUCAUCAAUGUUUUCAAAUCAAUGCACCAUCCCCCUGAGCAAGAGAACUACAUGAGAGUAGAUAUGAUAGAAAGUUUGGUAGAAGAAAUGUUAGAAGCCAAUUGUCAUGAGCAAUAG